UCUCAAAAUAUCAAAUACUAAAAGUUGAGAAGGAAAAGAUCCAAGCGUAUUGUGCGAUAUCCCCGAUCGGUAAUCCAUAGAAGACCAUAGCGACGUCGUCUUCUCAUACGUCAAACAUGUACUAUCAUAUUAUCUAGACCGACAUCGGGUACUUCCGCUAGUAUUAUUAUAUUAUUAACAUAUCCGUUUGGACGAUUAAUGGCGUUUUUGUUGCCAACUAAAUUUCGAUUAUUAAAUCCUGGUCUAUUUUCAAUUAAACAACAUGCUUUAAGUUACAUAAUGAUUAGCACAUCUCAUACAUCGUACGCAAUAGAUACAAUUGUUUAUAGAAUUUAUUAUGCCGAUAGCUAUAAAGUCGAUUUUGCUUUAGCCGGUGUUUCUAUUAUUUCAUCACAAUUCAUUGGAUAUAGUAUUGCUGGUAUGUUGGAUGUUCACUGA
Molecule: messenger RNA, 438 nt
Organism: Didymodactylos carnosus
Lineage: Eukaryota; Metazoa; Rotifera; Eurotatoria; Philodinida; Philodinidae
Source: the annotation of a GenBank genome assembly